Messenger RNA from Harmonia axyridis, 1094 nucleotides. RefSeq names its product tRNA-splicing endonuclease subunit Sen2 (gene Tsen2). Bases 165 to 1037 code for a protein of 290 amino acids. The transcript is spliced from 4 exons. Gene Ontology annotation, cellular component: tRNA-intron endonuclease complex. The record is from RefSeq and is a predicted model, not a curated record. Lineage: Eukaryota; Metazoa; Arthropoda; Insecta; Coleoptera; Coccinellidae. Gene Ontology annotation, molecular function: nucleic acid binding; tRNA-intron lyase activity. Gene Ontology annotation, biological process: tRNA-type intron splice site recognition and cleavage; tRNA splicing, via endonucleolytic cleavage and ligation.
AAUUUCAAUCUUCAUCACGUGAAUUUGUACACGCCCUUAUUUUCUCAUAACUUUAAGUAAAUAAGUUAGGUAUAUAUCGGAUUUUUUAUUUUAGAACAAAGGAAGAAAUAAUUUCCAGAGAAGUGUUAUUUUUAAAAGAGUUUGCACUGUCAAUAGGAAAACUCAUGGAUAUAGUAUCGCCUAGACCAAAAAGAAAUUGCAGGCUACGUAAGCCGAAACCACUACCUAUUAUUUUAAAUAAGAAUGGAGAACUAUAUAAAUUCCAAGGGACAUUCGAUGGAUUUUCUGUGAAAAUUACAAAUAAGAAUGAUAUGAAAAAUAUUGUUUCCAUGGGAUAUUUUGGAAAGGCAAACUUAUCGAAAGGUUUUCCAGUAUUUGACGGUACUUUCGAUAAACCAGAAAUAAUACGCCAGAGACAGAUGAAACGACGGAAAAAGUGUCCAGAAUCAGAAAAUUCAAAAGAUAAAAGAAAAGUUAUUGUUAUACCUGAUAGCGAUGAUGAAUCAGACUAUUUCACAAAUUUACAAGCAACUUACGAUAUUGAUAAAUGUGGUGAUAAAGAAACAACGAAUUUAAUGUUAGAAGAAGCAUUUUUCUUGAAAAAUGCGAUAGGCUGUUUGGAUAUUAAUUAUGAAAAUGAUACUUUAGAUGACUUAAAACUAUGGGAAUUAUUUAGUGAAAGUGACCCAUACUUUCAACGUAACUACGCUGUAUAUUAUCAUUUCAGGAGUAAAAAUUGGGUUGUUAAACCAGGAAUGAAAUUUGGUGGAGAAUAUUUACUUUAUAAGCAAGGACCUCCUUUUUACCAUGCUUCGUAUGUCGUAACGAUUAAGAACCAACAGGAUGAACAUUUAAACACUACUAGUUUGUUAGGAUUUCAAAGAAUGUGCGAGACUGCUGGGAAAGAACUGCUCAUAUGCUUAGUUGGUUUCCCAAAAGAUCCUAUCUCUCCUCAUGAACUCUCAAAUGUAACGAUAAAGGAAAUUCUGAUGAAAAGAUGGGUCUCAACUCAGGAGAGAGAAGAAAACACUUCAUAAAACUACUAUGUAAAUUUAUAAACUUAUUUUGAAAAUAAAUAUUCCUAUGUAAAAUUA